UGAAAAUUCGACGGUGAAAGAUUAAAAUGAAGAAUUACUUUGGGAUAAAAGAAUAUUUUCUGUUCUGGUGCAUUUGUAACAUUUCAGCAGUAAAAUGGCCGAGAGGGACAUACACAUUGGUCAAACCUAAAUCCGGAUGUCCACCAGGCUGGUUGGAUGGAUGGCGACUCCAGGAUAAUGAGGAUGGUAGCUGCAAUAAGAAUUUUGUGUCACCAGGACAUCACUUUUUUGGUUACUUCGGCAAGAAUAUGAAGUUCUCCUACUGUACAAAAGAUCCAAAUGACAUAAACGACGAAGGAUUUUGGCCACCUGGGAACUACUGCAUUCUGAAACAUGGAAUCAGCUGUCCGAGAGGUUUCCUACGUGGAAGUAUUUAUUGGGAUGACGAAGAUUCUGGAAAUGAUAACUCAUAUGGAGGCACUCUACCAAGUGGUAGUUAUACCAGAAAUACUAGGAUUGAUUACUGCUGCAGGAAAGACGGCUCAUUCAGAAGAGAAAUACAACUCCCUACAACAAAACCAUUCUAUUUGCUGAGGUUUACCUCCUAUUGUCAAAUGGUCAAGGGAAUGUAUGUCAGGGAAGAGCACGUGCGUUUUGAUGAUGAAGAUGCAAACAAUAAAAACACGGUAGCCGGAAAUUAUCCUUACGGAGCGGCAGGAAGAAACCAUGACCUCUUUUAUUGUUAUUAUUUUUGAAACGGUUAUUUAAGCAAACU
Saccostrea echinata is the source of this 715-nucleotide messenger RNA. RefSeq lists its product as uncharacterized. Lineage: Eukaryota; Metazoa; Mollusca; Bivalvia; Ostreida; Ostreidae. The transcript is spliced from 5 exons. Gene Ontology annotation, molecular function: wide pore channel activity. The record is from RefSeq and is a predicted model, not a curated record. Gene Ontology annotation, cellular component: membrane. The coding region runs from base 27 to 695 and encodes 222 amino acids.